Alternaria incomplexa is the source of this 2382-nucleotide messenger RNA. RefSeq lists its product as uncharacterized. The record is from RefSeq and is a predicted model, not a curated record. NCBI's taxonomy places the organism in Eukaryota, Fungi, Ascomycota, Dothideomycetes, Pleosporales, Pleosporaceae. Bases 1 to 2382 code for a protein of 793 amino acids. The transcript has a single exon. Gene Ontology annotation, molecular function: serine-type peptidase activity. Gene Ontology annotation, biological process: proteolysis.
AUGCGUUUUCUAGACUACUACAACAUGACCUUACAAUUCCAGUCCACACUGGGAUAUCUCAAAGCGCCACCCGCAGGCUACCAACGAGCACCAUUCGACGUCGACGCAGCCCUAGAGGAGAUCAAACAGAAUGUGACUGCGGCUGUCUACAACAACCAGUACGAGUUCGAAGCACAGGUUCAGCUCUUGGUAAACCAGCUUCGUGACACGCAUGCGAUUCUCAAUGCCGGGGCUCUAUCAGCAUUCUCUUUCGUCGGCUCAUUUGGGCUUGUGACAGCGUCGAUUGACGGCAAACAGGCGCCGGAAAUCUACCUUGAUCAGGACUUGUACGAAGCUUGGGCGAUUAACGAAUACAAAGCGUCGCCUGUGACCCACAUCAACGGGGUGGACGUCAUCGAAUAUCUGGAACACUUUGCCGAACUGAACUCUCAAGGCUUCUUAGAACCACAUGCCGACUGGAACGCGAUAAUGAACAACCCGGCGCUCGAUAUUCAGGGUAUCCCAAGUACAUUCCAAUCGGCAAAGCUCUACCCUGGGAAUGGAGCCUUCUCAGAUGCGCUCAACUUCACACUCCAGAAUACUACUGUCGUCGAGUCCAUCUGGUGGGCACUUUGUAUCGAUUGUAGGGAAACGGGACCUCUUACUACUGGCGGUGAUUUCUACAACUACUUUGUUCUCGGAUUCUUGCCAGAAAGCUAUCGUGAAGGCGAGCGGUGGUGGCCAACCAUCGAAGACGAGGUUCUUCCUCCAACCAACGACACCGAUGGUACAUUCAACUUUACAGCGGCACUAGAAGACUAUUGCACCGAAGGAGCCCCGUCAAGCCAAAAUUGGUGCAUGGACAGCUUCGGCGCAUACCCGAAUAACCCCAUGACCGUCCAAGCCGAUCUUUCCGUCAUAGGAGGCGGUAUUGUAACCAGCUAUACGUUAGAUGGGACAUCCACCGCCGUCCUCAGCAUACCCUCAUUUUAUCAGAACGGUAUCGAUACCUCCAACUUUCGGCAAGCGAUUCGCGACUUCAUCGGCAAUACGUCACAGACUCAAGUUUCGCGUGUUAUUAUCGACCUGCAACAAAACUCUGGAGGUCUUGUAUUCCUUGCCUACGACACUUUUAAGCAGUUCUUUCCGAAUCUCGAGCCAAAUGGUGCAAGCCGCCAACGCAGUCAUGAGUUGAGCAAUUCUCUUGGUGAAGCCUACACGGAGUGGUGGAGCCGUUCAGGCCAAGACCAGACUGAAAACUACAAUUGGGCGUCGAGCGAGUGGAUCGUCACCAACCGCAUCAACGCCGCUACCGGGAAAUCCUUUUCGUCCUGGGACGAGUUCUACGGCCCAGAGGUCAACAACGAAGACCAAUUCUCGAAGAGUCAACAAUACAAUUUGUCUGAUGAGAAUUUCGACUAUUCUGCAUUUGGCGACUACCCAUAUGGAUACGAUCCGAGCGACCCGAUAGCCAACAGUUCACCGCCUUGGGCUGCUGAACAAAUCGUCAUCCUGACUGACGGUCUCUGCGCCUCUGCGUGCGCUGUUUUUGUCGAGUUUAUGACCCAUGAAGCCGGAGUCAAAACCAUUGUCGUUGGUGGUCAGCCUAAGCCAGGCCCGAUGCAAGCAGUCGGCGGCACUCGCGGCGCUGCCGCAUACUCUGCUGGCGCUCUGGACUUCGAUUUCGACGAAGGACUGGAGUAUUCCCCUGUCAGCAAGCCUGAAGUGGUUUCACAACUGCCCAACCGGAACGAUACAGGAAUAUGGAUCAACUACGCCGGUUUUACGAUCAGGAAUCAAGUGCGCGGCACAGAGCUCACUCCCCUGCAGUUCCAAUACCAGGCUGCCGAUUGUCGCAUCUACUACACGCUUGAGACAAUGUACAACAUGACGCAACUUUGGGAUUACACCGCCCGUGCAGCAUGGGACGACCCGACUCUUUGUGUACAGGAUUCCACGGGGUAUCCAACGGCCCGCAACAAGACGUCGGCUAAACUGCCCCCAUCAGCCUCACCAGUCGCACUUGCAGUGUACGACUUCUCACCGCCGCCAUUCGCUGAUAAUACAACAUUUGAGAUUCUUGACGGCGAAAAACCCAAUAAAAGGGUAGCCGGUGCGAUCAAGCGUUGUAGUGACAAUGACGCUUGCGAUUGUCUUCCCAUGGUGUUGGAUUGCUACUACCCCAGCGAGGGAUUUGUCGAGACCACUGUCAAAGCUUGUCUGCCAGGGUGCACUGUUGAUUCUCGCGACGAACGGAGCGAUUGCCCGGGGCUUAACGAUUACUGCAAAAAGGCCUCGCCUAAGCAAACGAAGGCUCACAGUCAAAAUAACCUUAAGGGCCCCAACUCUGUGCGCUAUACCGGUUACUGCAACUCGGUGGAUGAAAAGUGGUGCCCGAGGUAA